Molecule: messenger RNA, 3134 nt
Organism: Cebus imitator (Panamanian white-faced capuchin)
Lineage: Eukaryota; Metazoa; Chordata; Mammalia; Primates; Cebidae
Gene: TSKU
Product: tsukushi, small leucine rich proteoglycan
Exons: 4
Coding region: 248-1669 (473 amino acids)
Cellular component (GO): extracellular matrix
Molecular function (GO): protein binding
Source: RefSeq, a predicted model, not a curated record
AGGUGGAGGACUGCCCAGCUUAGGGAUGAGGGAGAGGGAAGACAGUGACCCCACCUGCCCAGGGGGAGCUGCAGAUUUCAUGCUCAGCCCUCGUUCUGUCACAGGUAACACAGCAGCUUCUGCCUGCUCUGACCUCUGUGACCUUUCCAGCUAACCCUUCUUAGUCUUUUGGGAGUGGCUGGUCAGCACCUUGUUAGCCACACUGGGACCCUGGUUGGUGCAGGAGAGAGGAUCCAAGGCCUCUGGGAUGAAUUGUGGAAUCCUCUCCAUCUUCAGCCCCUGCCUUGCCUCAGGAUUUGUGGCGCCUCCUCCUGUGUCCAUGUACGCUGCCUCAGGUUGUUGGGAACUUGAAAAUCUUCAGGAAGAAGGCAUUGGAAUGAGAAAUUCAUAUUGGGAAACUUGCCCAUCUCCCCGUAGAUUAUCCUCCUGGGAGCUGACAAAGUGGUUGGAGGGCAGGACGUUUCUGAACCGUCCACCUGGGGAUUUCCUUGGCAUCAGCCUGAGUGAGCUGAGUGAGCUCAUGACUGAGGGAAGCGGGGUGAGAGGCUGCGUGGCGUUGAGGAACAGCUGGUCGAGACAAAGGCUGGUGUUAGCCCCCACCAUGCCGUGGCCCCUGCUGCUGCUGCUGCUGCUGGCUGUGAGUAGGGCCCAGACAACACGGCCAUGCUUUCCCGGGUGCCAGUGCGAGGUGGAGACCUUCGGCCUUUUCGACAGCUUCAGCCUGACUCGGGUGGAUUGCAGCGGCCUGGGCCCCCACAUCGUGCCGGUGCCCAUUCCUCUGGACACAGCCCACCUGGACCUGUCCUCUAACCGGCUAGAGAUGGUGAACGAGUCAGUGUUGGCGGGGCCGGGCUACACGACGCUGGCUGGCCUGGAUCUCAGCCACAACCUGCUCACCAGCAUCUCACCCACUGCCUUCUCCCGCCUUCGCUACCUGGAGUCACUGGACCUCAGCCACAAUGGCCUGACGGCCCUGCCAGCUGAGAGCUUCACCAGCUCACCCCUGAGCGACGUGAACCUUAGCCACAACUGGCUCCGGGAGGUCUCAGUGUCCGCCUUCACGACCCACAGUCAGGGCCGGGCAUUACAUGUGGACCUCUCCCACAACCUCAUUCACUGCCUCGUGCCCCACCCCAGGAGUGCCGGCCUGCCCAUGCCUACCAUUCAGAGCCUGAACCUGUCCUGGAACCAGCUCCAUGCCGUACCCAACCUCCGAGACUUGCCCCUGCGCUACCUGAGCCUGGAUGGGAACCCUCUGGCUGUCCUUGGUCCGGGUGCCUUUGCGGGGCUGGCAGGCCUUACACACCUGUCUCUGGCCAGCCUGCAGGGGCUCCCCGAGCUGGCGCCCUAUGGCUUCCAGGAUCUUCCAGGCCUGCAGGUCCUGGACCUGUCAGGCAACCCCAAGCUCAACUGGGCAGGAGCUGAGGUGUUCUCAGGCCUGGGCUCCCUCCAGGAGCUGGACCUUUCGGAUACAAACCUGGUCCCCCUGCCUGAGGCGUUGCUCCUCCACCUCCCGGCACUGCAGAGCAUCAGUGUGAGCCAGGAUGUGCGGUGCCGGCGCGUGGUGCGGGAGGGUGCCUACCCCCGGAGGCCUGGCUCCAGCCCCAAGGUGGCCUUGCACUGCGUAGACACCCGGGAAUCUGCUGCCAAGGGCCCCAACAUCUUGUGACGAAUGGUGUGGCCUGGGGCCACGUAACAGACUGCUGUCCUGGGCUGCCUCAGGUCCAGAGUAACUUAAGUUCAAUGUGCCGACACAAGUGGGGAGCCCACAGGCCUAUGUGGUGGCGUCACCGCAGGAGUCUUGGACCGAGGAGAGACUUUGGACCUGGGACUCACACCCAGGAACAAAGUCUCGCCCCUUUGUCUACGUUGCUCCCCCAAACCAUGAGCAGAGGGACUUCAAUGCCAAACCAGACUCUGGUCCCCUCCUGCUUCCCUUCCUCACUUAUCCCCCAAGUGCCUUCCCUCAUGCCUGGGCCAGCCUGACCCUCGACAGGCAGAGGGUGGGUAAGACCCCCCACUGCAGGGCAGAGUUCAGGUCCACUGGGCUGAGUGUCCCCUUGGGCCCAUGGCCCGGUCACUCAGGGGCAUGAGUUUCUUUUCUGACACAGCCCUUUCUUUGCCAUGGGCUCCUCAUGAGGCCCACUUCAUCCUUUACUCUAUUUCCCUGGAACCUUAUGGUAGAAGAAAUUGCAAAGAAUCAAGUCCACCCUCCUCAUGUGACAGAUGGGGAAACUGAGGCCUCGAGAAGGAAAAAGUCUAAUCUGAGUUCUUACGGGGCAGUGGCAUGACUGGAGCACAGCCUCCUUCCUCCCAGUCCCAGCCCAUUGCACUUUCUUGUCUCCUCUAAUAAGCCCUCCCCUCCUCACCUGGGCUCCUCUUGCUGCCCUUGCCCUUUCCCCAUUAGCCCAGGAGUAGCAGCAGCAGGACAGGCAAGAGCCCCACCAGUGGGAUUCUGGGCCUGGCGACCAGCUGUGUGGCAUGGGCUAAGUCACUCUCCUUUGGUGCCUCUGGUAGCUUAGGGCACAUCAGAUCCAGCCUAGCCAGUUUCUCACCCUGGGUUGGGGUCCCCCAGCAUCCAGACUGGAAACCUACCCGUUUUCCCGAGUAUCCUCGAGAUGCUCCCCCAAGGAGCUGCUGCAGUUCCGGAAAGUACCUGGCCAGGAGCUCUGACGGGCCUCCUGGAUUCAGUCCCCACUGGCGACAGCCCUUCUUACCCUCCCAGGAAUGCCGUGAAAGGAGGCAGGGUCUCCCCCACCCAUGUUCUCUACUCCCAGGGUAGCAUCUCAGCUUCCCAGCCCUGGGCUCUUUGCUUAGUCUUCAUUUAAUAAAAGUUGUUGCCUUUUUAAUGGACUGUCACUUUCAACCCGCAUCCCCCACCCCUGCUGGCAGGAGAUGGAGACAUGUCAUUUGUAAAAGAAGAAAAAGGUUGCAUUUGUUCACUUUUGUAAUAUUGUCCUGGGCCUGUGUUGGUGGUGUUGGGGGAAGCUGGGCAUCAGUAGCCUCGUGGGCAUCAGGGGCUGGCCCCACAGAGACCCCACAGGGCAGUGAGCUCUGUCUUCUCCCACCUGCCUAGCCCAGCAUCUAUCUGACUGGUCCUUGACUUAAUAAAUACUAUAAAGAGUUCUUUGCUU